UGCGACGCUUCCCCCCUCCUCGCUCUAGGGUUCGCGCGAGGGUUUCGUGGCAUCGGAGCAAGGAAUCACGAUCGAUCUCCUCUAUCGACCCUGCGAUGAAAUUAAAUGAUGGGUAGAGUGUAACAAAGGUGAAUUACUUCCAGAUUAAGAGAGACUGAUACUGACACAAAAGGGCUCUUCGUAUUGCCUCCUGGGGCUGAUAGAGGGUGUCGUGCGCGGCAGGCUAGAGGAAUGUGGAUAAAGAAGACCUAACUUUGUAAUCCUUCCUCCAAUGCAAUCGCUUUGUUUCUUUAGAACUCCUAAAAAACUCAGAAGGUGCUUUUAAGUUCCUCUCUUACGAUGGCACAAUAUGGAGUGGGACCUUCCACCAGAUAAGCACCUGCUUACAUGCUUUUGCGGCAGAAAGUCCCAUCACCAUUUUAUUGCAUUGAAGAGUGGAUCCCAGAAGUGCAUGCAAAUUCAAAAAUUUUAAAAGUGCUAAAGCAUCCGGGUGGUUGCUUUAUGAGAAGCAUUCUGAGACAAGAUUAUUAAGGUUGACCGGCGCCUAUCUGUCCUGAUAUGAACUGACGCAGAUGACGAUAACCAAGCUGGCCUGAAUCACAUCAGUGGCAUUUUUGCAUGUUCUUCUUACCUAUAUAAGACAUGAGAAGUAUAUCAAACUGGAAGCAGAAUAAGGGAGACGGUCAGAUUGAAGCAAACUGCUAGUACGGUCAACUUCUGAUGACUUGCAGAAUGGCAGCUGGUCAACAAAAAAAGCGCCUGACAAGCUCUAAUCUAUACGAACAAUACAAGGGGAAAAAGAAAAAGAAGCUGGACUCAUCAGACUAUGUGUUAAAUUUGAGAUCUCACAUAGAUCUCGAGUGGGAUGACCGUCAGAAGAGAGCUAUAGCAAAGAGGGAACUAGUUGGGUUAAAAUGGACUGACUUGGCUCCUUUUGUCGAUUCCGUUCCAAAAUCACACUCUGGGAUGGCUGAUAUCAUUUAUGUCCCUCAAGAAAUUUUUGGUUUGAAGGACUUAACUGAGGUGCUAUCAUAUGAGGUUUGGGCUACAUAUCUGUCAGAAUCAGAGAGGAAGCUUUUGACUCAGUUUCUCCCCACUGGGACUGGUGCAGAGCAAGUUGUUCAUUCAAUGCUUGAGGGGGAAAAUUAUCACUUUGGAAAUCCCUACGCAAAAUGGUCUGCUGCACUAUGCUCUGGUAAUCUUCAUCCGGAUGUCGCUCUUCAUACAGAGAGGCAACUUAGAGCCAGUAAGAGGGCAUAUUACACAGAGUUAAAUAAUUAUCAUACAGGCAUGCUAGAUGUUUUGAAAAAGUGGAAGGAAAGAUGGUUAAAGUGUAAAGAUCCUGAAGUGCUUUGGAGUGAUACUUCAAGUAAGCAGAAGCAAGGAAGCGUAACAGUUACAACAGAAAAAGCUAAAGUUCCCAAAAUUUCUAGAAAUGUCCCACAAAAAAUCAGCCGUAAUGAUGACAUUGCUAAAUACAUGUCAUAUAUUAAGAUCAGCAGGACACAACUUGAGCUUGUGAAGAAUAUAAAGCAUUCUGGCGAUGGCAUUCAGUCCAAGCUUCUCACUCGUGUUCUUGGUGAUAUCGAAAACUUCCAUAUCCAACCAUAUGACUCAUUUCUGGAUGAAGAAAAGAACAGAUUGCAUAAACAUUGGUUGCAAGUAGCAAAUAAAGAUCUACCGGCUGCUUGUGAGGCCUGGAGGGAAAGGAAAUUGCUGAUGGGGCAACUGAAGAAAUCGUUGGAAGUAGAACUUGCAGGGAAAAAAAUAGCAUUCGUGGAAGAGGAUGAGGAUGAAAAAGAAGUAGAAACUAUGCCUCAGGAACCAGUUCAAGACAGUGAUUACGAAAACAACCGCAGCCCAGAUAUUCAAGAUGAAGAUAUCAAGGACGUUGACUUUGCACACCAAACCACUCAUCCUCAACAUUUGAACCAGAUCCCUUCACCCAACAGCCAUCAAGAAGAACCAAACCAAGUUAAUAUGGACCGAGAAGCAGCUGGAAAAGAAUCUGCACCAAUAUCACCAGUUAAUGGCCCUUCUCUGCUGGAGUCCUUGGAGGAACUAGUUCCAGAUGAGAAUAUUGAAGAAGAAGAAGAAAAAGAAGGAGCAGAAGAAGAACGAGCAGAAGAAGUAGAAGAAGAAGAAGAAGAAGAAGAAGAGGAAGAAGAAGAAGAAGAAGAAGAACCAGAGGAGCCAGUUGUGCCUGCUGAUAACACAUGGCGGUCAGUAAAUGCGCAGGAUUCUUACUACCACCCUUCAGAAAACCAUGGGUUCAUGCACCAUGCUGAUGAGUUAUCUCUUAAGCAAACCCAGCUCUCCGAAGACCGGGCAACUUCUGUGAUUGAUCUAGAGAGAGAAAUUAUAGACCAGGAAGUUGAGCGCCCUGCUGCCUCAGCCUUUAAUAUGGAUAACGCAACGUCUCUCUUCAGCUCAUAUCCUAAUCAAGACCGAAAUGAGCUACUCUCUCCAUACACACAUGAAAAUCUUAAUGGGCUGAAGCAACCUGUUUCUGGUUUACAGUUCAUGUUGGCGAACAGCCGUCUUGCGGAAUCUUCUCAGUUCUCCCGUCCCUUCCAGGAUCAACAGCAAUUAGUGGAACAGAGGCAAGUAAGAGAUAAUAGUGACCUCUACAUGCAACAAAUAAUGAACAAAAAUGUGUACUCAAGCAAUAGAUAUCCAGGCCAAGGGCAUUUUCCCUCAGUCGAACCGAACACUUUUCCCGCCUCUUGUUCCUCUAUUAAUAAUGGUGGUUAUAACUGGUUCCCUGAAGAGAAUCGACCAAAUAACAAUUCUUGGUCCGGUUUUAAUGCAGAUGGUAGUCUCUUCAGUGUUUUAUCUGAGUGUAACAAGGCACCAUCACGCUUGCAAUAUGAGACCUCAAGCUUGGAACGUUUUACUGAACCGAGGAGCUUUGUUGGCGGUGGUGGUGGUGCAUCUAGUGGUGAGAAUAUCUAUGGCUUUGCUCAUCAACAGAUGAACAAUACGAGUGGCCAUGAAGGGGCCGGAGCUCCUCCAGUGAACAAUAUGUCGUGGGUGAGCUUUCCGCAUCAAAAUCCGAGCAUGCCUGAUUCGAUGGGGACGAUGGGGAGGCCAUUUCUGGGGCCUUGGAGCCGAUAGCACUUUCUAGAUACUUACAGUGAAGAAAAAGUUGUGUUAAUGAGUACACCCUUUCUAAUUUUAUGUGAAGGAGUUCGCCUUCAGAAUGCACCAGGAUUGGCUUAAGUGAUCAUCUAACCUAGAAACUUCUGAAUAUGCAAAGGUAUGUGGGGACUUGAACUUCUGUAGAUAUUUAAUUUAGUUCUUCUGUAUAUAUUGAGGGGUUGGGGCCUGCGAUGGCAUUAAGAUUGACAGGAUCAUCUGCUCUGGUAAUUUUGAUGUUCUGUUAGAGGGUUUUCUUUUCUUUUUCUUUUCUUUUUCUUUUCUCUGUUCGAAUGAUUGUAGAAGGGCAUAUUUAUAAAAAUUCAGGGCCACAUGGAUCCCCCUUAAACAAAAUAAAUGUAUGAUUCUUUCUUACUAAUUUUAGUCUCUUGUGCUCUCGUUGUUGCUGCAUUG
Ananas comosus (pineapple) is the source of this 3552-nucleotide messenger RNA. RefSeq names its product RNA polymerase II degradation factor 1. Bases 721 to 3117 code for a protein of 798 amino acids. Gene Ontology annotation, cellular component: Ino80 complex. The transcript is spliced from 11 exons. The record is from RefSeq and is a predicted model, not a curated record. Lineage: Eukaryota; Viridiplantae; Streptophyta; Magnoliopsida; Poales; Bromeliaceae.